Harpegnathos saltator (Jerdon's jumping ant) is the source of this 6588-nucleotide messenger RNA. RefSeq names its product nicotinic acetylcholine receptor alpha3 subunit (gene nAChRa3). Bases 647 to 2434 code for a protein of 595 amino acids. Gene Ontology annotation, molecular function: transmembrane signaling receptor activity; acetylcholine-gated monoatomic cation-selective channel activity. The transcript has 16 exons. Gene Ontology annotation, biological process: monoatomic ion transmembrane transport. The record is from RefSeq and is a predicted model, not a curated record. Gene Ontology annotation, cellular component: postsynaptic membrane. Lineage: Eukaryota; Metazoa; Arthropoda; Insecta; Hymenoptera; Formicidae.
AUCGUCGUCGUCGUCGUCGUCGACGCGCGUCGCGCGCUCGAGAGCGUUCCCUCGCGGAACUCCUAUCUGAUCGUUCGCGGCGAACCUCCGCUACAUCGCUCCGGUACGCCGCUCCAGUAUACCGUUCCGCGUUCCGGUAUACGCUCCUCCGGUACAUCUGUAUCGGAUCACGAAGCACCAACCGUCGACGAAAUCGACGACGAGAAGACGUCCUCAGGGAUAGCUCGCGAUGGAGCGUGUAAGGUUAUAACUCUGCCCCGUUGUCGUCGUCGUCGUCGUCGCCGUCGUCGCCGUGGGUGGUGGUGGUACUAGUGUGCCGGUGCUGGUGAUUGCCGUCGUCGUCGCGGUCGCGUCCAGAAUUGUUGUUGUUGUCGGGCGCAGCUUGCACAGGGGAACCCCGACAAGUUCGCGGACUCCGAUGUCGCGAAGCGCACCGAAAGUGAUCUCGCCGUGUUUACUCUGGCGACAAUCGAAAUGACGAUUUACGUGGGAGGUAGAAUCAAGCAAGAGGAUAAUUGCGAUCGAGGAAGGAACCGUCCAAUAGAAACUCAGCCAGACGUCCCAGAGGCAGCCGACUUCGCGCGAAAACUGAAGGGUCUGGGGCGCGCGACGGCGAGAAGAAAUGAGGUGGACGUGACACAAUGACAUGAUGAAGAGCCUGGUGGGGAUCAUGUGGAUAGUGUUGGUGCUCAUAUCAGCUCAUCUUUCAGGCGGCGGCGGCGGCGGCGGCGGUGGCGGUCCAACUCAGAAACUCAGCUCUUUCCCUGUGCUCGCAGGAUGCUCAGGAAAUCCGGACGCGAAGCGAUUAUACGACGACCUCUUGUCGAACUACAACAAGCUGGUUCGUCCAGUGGUCAACGUCACAGACGCCCUCACCGUUAAAAUAAAGCUCAAGCUUUCGCAGCUCAUCGACGUGAACUUGAAGAAUCAGAUCAUGACGACGAACCUCUGGGUCGAGCAGUCGUGGUACGAUUACAAGUUGAAAUGGGAUCCAAAGGAGUACGGUGGGGUGGAGAUGCUGCACGUGCCAUCGGAUCACAUAUGGAGGCCCGAUAUAGUUUUAUACAACAACGCCGACGGCAAUUUCGAGGUGACGCUGGCGACGAAGGCGACUUUGAACUACACGGGUAGGGUCGAGUGGAAGCCGCCGGCGAUUUACAAGUCUUCCUGCGAGAUCGACGUCGAAUAUUUUCCUUUCGACGAGCAGACGUGCGUGAUGAAGUUCGGCUCGUGGACUUACGACGGCUUCCAGGUCGAUCUUAGACACAUCGACGAGGUCCGAGGCAGCAAUGUCGUCGACAUCGGCGUCGAUCUGUCGGAGUUUUAUACUUCCGUCGAGUGGGACAUACUAGAGGUCCCUGCUGUAAGAAACGAAAAGUUUUACACGUGUUGUGACGAGCCUUACCUCGACAUCACCUUCAACAUCACCAUGAGACGGAAGACUCUGUUCUACACCGUCAACCUCAUAAUACCGUGCAUGGGGAUAUCCUUCCUCACGGUGUUGGUGUUUUACCUGCCAAGCGACAGCGGCGAGAAGGUCAGCCUAUCCAUUUCGAUUUUAUUGUCGCUGACUGUGUUCUUCCUCUUGCUGGCCGAGAUCAUCCCGCCCACGUCGCUCGUGGUACCGCUCCUCGGUAAAUUCGUCCUCUUCACCAUGAUCCUCGACACCUUCAGUAUAUGCGUAACAGUGGUGGUCCUCAACGUUCACUUCCGUUCGCCGCAGACCCACGUGAUGGCGCCGUGGAUCCGACGCGUGUUCAUCCACGUUCUGCCGCGACUGCUGGUAAUGCGCAGGUAUAAUACGCCAUCGCAGAGAACCGAUUACGAUUCCAGGCCGCAGUACCGGAUAGACAGGCGUAGCAUGGCCGGGCAUCAUGGGCAUCGCGUGAUGGUCCGAACAUGCAACGGUCUCGAAUUGCGAGACCCAUCACUGUUCGUCGAGACGUCGGCCUCGGAGCUGGUCGAGUCGUCUGUACUUUUUCCUAGUGUCGAUUCACGGGACGAGCUGCAGCCUCGGGAAUUGGGAGCGGUAAAUCUAGGGAGCACGUGCCAGAUCCACGGUUCGCCCGCGGCGACGGCCACCGCGCCGCCGCCGCCGCAGCUCCCGACGGAGGAGAGCGUUGACGCUCUCUGCAACACGCUUCAUCAUUGGCAUCACUGCCCAGAACUGUACAAGGCCAUCGAAGGCAUCCGCUUCAUCGCCGAUCACACGAAGAGGGAAGAGGAUUCCACUAGAGUCAAAGAGGACUGGAAGUACGUCGCGAUGGUGCUCGACAGACUAUUCCUCUGUAUCUUCACACUAGCCGUGAUCGUCGGCACAGCCGGGAUUAUACUGCAAGCGCCUACCCUGUACGACGAUCGCAUCCCCAUCGACGUACGGCUCUCCGAGAUCGCCUCCACCACUGCCAAGCCACACAUCGUCACGAGCCUCUGAGGGACAAUUACUAAUUACGUUAUCGUCACGCACGUACGUGCAUGCGUGCGUGCGUGCGUGCGUGCGUGCGUGCGUGCGUGGGUGCGUUCGCGCGAGACAGCGCGUGAACACGUCGUCAACAGCAACACAUACGAGCACGUAUACGCGACCUGCAACAAGCGAUUACUUAACGUAUUAACGUCCGAAAGACUGAAGCCUCGCUGAGUCUUCGACCUUUGCGCAAAUGUGCGAGCCGCGUACGCGCGCGGCUCGCAUGGCCGCUGGCGAACGAAGAAUUCUUAUUGUUGAGACAAUACGCCAAACAAUACAGCGCUGCGCAGCGCGCGGCGCAACGUCAGCGUUAACGAGCGCGCGAUCUCGUCCUCGCCGGCGGAACGACCGGCGGCGAAUCGAUCCUAGAAUGUAUAACGUGCUCCUUGAAAGGCUUUGUGAGCUCGCUGAGAUAUUUGUGUUUUCUUUCCGCGAGAUAUAUAUAUAUAUAUAUAUAUAUUUCGUCGUUCCUCCGAUUAAAUCUUCUCCUUUCCUCGGCUGAUCUUCAGUGAGAGAGAAAGAGAGAAAGAGGGAGCCGUCCCUCUCUCGCGCCGACGCUUUCGACGGAGAAAUUUAACGAAGUCAUUUAUUUCCCCGCUACUUGAAUUUUUACAAACUUGCGCCUCUCCCCGCUGAGGAGCACCCUGCUGCAUCCUGAGAUUAAAAUGAGCUUGGUAACGAUUCAUUUUGCGUAAUCGCCAACUCCCCGCGAUCCCCGCGAAUUGGCUUCGAGAGCGCUGUUGAAUUCCUUUCCGAUCGAUCCUGUCGAUGUAGCCGUACUGUUGUUUGCAAAGAGAGAAAUGCGCUCGUACAGAUGCGUUAAUUGAUUAUGAUCUGGAGGAGCACACAGGUGAGGGAGGAGGAGAAGGAGGAGACGCGAGACUGCUUCACGGAGAUUCACAAUCAUAUUCGUGCGUUGGCUUUUGUCGUCUUGCUAAGAAUUCUCGAACUACAGCGGGAGAUGAGCUUUCCGCGCAAACGUAUAGAAGGAAGUAAAAGGGCGAAAGAAUAUCACGAUGAAAAGAAAAAAAAAGCAUAAUACGUCUCAACCACUUGCACGUUGAUCGCGUUUGAUUCCGUGUAGCACGUGAAAGGAGUAAGAAGAAGUAAGAAGAAGUUCAUAACGUAUAGGUAAUACAAUAAUCCGAUGAAUGCGAGGUGGAUCUUCUUGUUUCUCGAAUCAGACAGGAGAGCGCCAUCCAAAUUGCGCACCUGGCCGGUGAUAUGUGAUUCUAUUUUCCGCGCGCGUUGUGCGCUGCAGUUGAAUUCUUUUCGACGUAUAUUCGAGACGGCAUAUACUUUUACACUAAACUAGAAUUUUUGAUAUACGUUGCUCGCGGAUGCGGGAUGUUUCGGGAUUAUAAUCGAAGACCCAACUGGCCGACAGAACUCGCAGAAACAACAGACAGAUUGCACGUAACACGAGCCAAGUUAGACCAAUUAUCGCAAGAGUUGCUGCUUCCGCGCGAGAGCGCGGAUUUUCGCUUCAGUCCGAAGACGAUCGAUGCUCUCCGUCAGAGUGAUCUAACUCGUCAUCGAUCAAUCCCGACUCCGAGGAGAAACGAUUACACGCCAGUCACAAACGCGCGAUAGUCUCAGCUUUCCAAUCACCACUCGCUCAAGCAUCCACGACCGCUGCAAGUCCAAUUAUCGACCGCUGUAUCGACCGCCGCGCUCUCGAUCAGCCCGACGCUCAUCAGCGCGCCGACUCACAAUGGCGACUCGUCGAGGUUCCGCUUUGCGCAAGCGUGCGACAUUCCGUCACGUACGCGUUUACGCAAGAAUGGAACGCGGCCUUGCCCCCACUCCCGAGCCGCGUCAGCUGGCCGCUUCAGCACGUGGUCAUUCAUGUGGCUGAAGCGCGGCCGGUGCGCGCAUGCGCGCGAGGUGCUUAUCGCGCCGGCACAUGGCGUUCGUUGCAGCGGAACGAGCGUGCCGACACGCUCUCUUCGAAAUGUCGCGAUCGAGUCGACGCAAAAACAAAUCGAGUCGGGGCAAGAUACGGCUUUAACCCUCCAUUGCCCUCGUUUAAAAAAACGAAUCUUAGUUUUCUCGUGUUAAAAAAAUUGUAUUAACAUAAUUCAGAAAAUAACUAUACAGAUAUAAUCUAAAUGGUUAUAAGUAAAAUGUCAGAAAGUUUCAGAGUCAACUUUUAUGCCACAUCUAAGUAAUUAAAGAAGAAAGAAGUGUAAACUGAGCGUUUGCCUCAUACGAGGGCGAUGAAGGGUUAAAGAAAAUCAACCUCAACCAAGUGUGAUAGAUUUAAGCCUGGAAAUUGCCCGCGCGCGCGCGAUUCACCCUCUGUCGUUCGCGACGAAACGCGCGUUCUUCGCGCGUGUAUUUCCGGCUGCUUUCGCCAGCCAGUCGGGUCUUCUGCAAUUGUAAUUCCGAGACAUCCUCGCCGUACUCCGGAUCGCCGAUCCGGUUAAUAGUCUCGAAAAUUGCAAUCGUUUUGAUUGGGCUGUAUCGUUAUCAGUCGCGCAUGUACUAACAGACGUGGCGGCGAUCGUGCGGUUGGAUUCGAGCGAUAAGAGGAGCCCGCUUAUCGUCACCGGGUUUCAGAUGCGGCCUGUUUCGCGACUAGGGAAAAUAUAAUGAAGUUUAAUAAAGAAAAUGAAUAUAUAGUAGGUAAUGGGAGGACGAAACACGUAUAUACUAAUAGAGUUAAUUCAGAAAGAUCUUAACAGUGCGAUUUCGUGCCAGUUGCAUUCGUGGCUCUCCCUCGGGCAGGCUAGGUAGACGGUAAUGUUUAUCGACGCAACGCGCGUUAUCCUAUCCAGACUCUGCAUGUUAAAAUCCCUCUCCGAUCCCACCCUCCCCGUCUCUUCCGAGCAGCGAAUAAACAACAGCUCGAUAUUGUCGAAACGUUCACCACCACCACCACCACCACCACCCCGCGUUCGAAACGGAAGUUUAGACGUUAGGACCAUUUUUUUCGCACGGAAGGAUGCGUUCGUGCGGAUUUACCGAGGAAAAAGCAAGGUAGAGCAUGGAGAGAAAGAGAGAAAGAAUACGGACGGAAGGAGAAACUUGCCGACGCGAGGAUGCAAGUGGCGCGAAGUUGUACGAAGCCUGUUGCAGACUCAGGAACAAAAUAAAAAUGUGGAAUACUACGAUUUCCCAACACUACAUCGAGCCUGUAACAAUGGGGCCAUAUUUUCACAAAGAACGAAAGUGCGUGUUCUCUCGUAAGAAAAAAAAAAAAAAACUUAAAUAAAAUAAAAAGUGAAAUAUUCUAAAUAUCUGCAUCGAUUACACGACGCAGAGGUACAGGUUGGGCCUAAAGUGUGAGGAAGUUUAGAGGACUCAACUUUUAUUGCUCAUAAUGUGUAUAUGUUUGUAAUAAGGGUAUAACUUUCGUAAUUGUGUAUUCGUUCAAGCGCCGCGCACCGACCCAUCGAUCGAACGAACGAACAAAGGACCGACCGACCGACCGACCGACCGACCGACCGACCGACCGAUCCGACCAGACGCGUGCGUUUAUUAUUGACGAAUUUUAACAGAGCGCAUAAUAUAUACACACAUACGAGGACGAAUCGUUUAAGUGGCGUUACCAUGAUUUGUUGUCUUCCUACCGGGUACCGUUAAAUUCCGAAUUCAUUUCACCAACGACGGCGGUGCGUCGCCGUUCUUGCCAAAAGGAGGAAAAAAAGAUGAGGAAAAGAAAAAUAUAUAAGACAAAACGUAACGAGUACUACGAUCGAUAAUUUUAAUUAGCGAGAUGAAACAUAAUUAAUCGGUGACCAUGAGGUGUAGUUUCGAUCGUCGUUUGAUACUUUGUACGUUUCGAUAUAAUUUAGUAUGAAAAGAAAGACUUCUUAGAUUGUAUCGGCGCGAUUAAAUAAAUUUCAUUGUGGAUAGAUGAUUUACCGACGAUGGACGUAAUUUGUAAGAGUUUUAUUAACCCUGCAAAUAUGUGCGUGAUGUAUUAUUUUGAAAUCGAAAUACAAUGAUUUUGUCGAUAAACGACACGGCAUACGUAUAUAAUUCAAUCGUCAUUUGUAAAUUAUAUCCCGAGACGCAACGAGAACGUCGCUCCGAAGUCUUCUCGCAGUCUCGCGAUGCUAUCGAGGUAAUAAAAAAAAAAAAAAAGAAAAAAUGGAGAAAAAGAAAAAAAAACAAAC